Molecule: messenger RNA, 714 nt
Organism: Emiliania huxleyi CCMP1516
Lineage: Eukaryota; Haptophyta; Isochrysidales; Noelaerhabdaceae
Exons: 2
Coding region: 1-714 (237 amino acids)
Molecular function (GO): oxidoreductase activity, acting on paired donors, with incorporation or reduction of molecular oxygen; iron ion binding; L-ascorbic acid binding
Source: RefSeq, a predicted model, not a curated record
AUGCUCGGCACGCUCCUCCUGCUCGUCUCUGUCCUCCUCCCGGCCGGCUUUGUCUGGCUCCAGUUUGCGCUGCACCUCCCGGCCCGCGUCUUCAUCGCGGCGGACGGUUCCGCCUUCCUCGCUUCCGAGUGCGACGCCAUCCUGCGCGUGCUGGAGGACGCGGCGGGCGAGCGUGUCCUCAGCGGCGGCCCGCCACUCUGGGACAGCGCCGAGGAGUCGCAGCACUACCUCCCGACCAAGGAGGUUCGCGUCGCCGAGCUGCCCGCGCUGGUCGCGGCGACGCGGCCGGGCGUCGACCGCACGCUCGGGCUGCUCCGCCGGCUCUACCCGCUCGAGGGCGCGCGGCUCCGGCUGGCCGACCUGUACGUGGCGCGGUACGACGCCGACGGCGGCGUGAGCGGGCUGCAGCUGCACGUCGACGCGUACACGCUCAGCUUCUCGGUCGCGCUCAACGCGGCGGACGAGUACGGCGGCGGCGGGCUGGAGUUCGACGCGCUCGGGCAGGUGCGCCGCGAGCCGCAGGGGAACGCGCUCCUUUUCCCGUCAAAGCUGCUGCACCGCGGCGUGCCCGUGGCGCAGCACGGCACGCGGCACGCGCGCAACCGCUUCGCACUCCUCUGGCGGGCGGGCUCGUCGGAGGACCUGCUCGAGCUGGCGGUGCUCAACGCCGGCCUCCUCGUCGGCGCCGUGCUGCUGCGGCAGUUCGUGCUCUGA